Messenger RNA from Aspergillus saccharolyticus JOP 1030-1, 4531 nucleotides. Its product is annotated as putative transcription factor SipA3. Bases 147 to 4319 code for a protein of 1390 amino acids. NCBI's taxonomy places the organism in Eukaryota, Fungi, Ascomycota, Eurotiomycetes, Eurotiales, Aspergillaceae. The record is from RefSeq and is a predicted model, not a curated record. Gene Ontology annotation, molecular function: protein binding. Gene Ontology annotation, cellular component: cytoplasm; plasma membrane; endoplasmic reticulum. The transcript has 6 exons.
CCCUCCUAUCCCUUACUGCUGAUUCUGCUCAUUCUUGGAUGCUGCUUGCUUGUUUGUUAAUGCGCAUGGUGACUUGGAAUCUUUUAUCUGUCAAUUCUCCACGUUAUUCUCCACCGCAUCGGUGUAUGGCUGGUGACAUACACUAGAUGUCGACUCAGCCGCAGAUCCCAUUACCCCAGGUUGGGAAGCUUGUCAGUGUGGUUCCGGUCGGUUUAAAGGAGGCUGCACUCGAUUCCCCCACGUUCCGCGCCACCGCCCUUCACUUCUCCGACCAGAUCGAAUUUCUCGAGAGAUGGCUCGACGGCUAUGCGAGAGCUGCCUCAAAGCUCUCCGCAGAGCUUGCGGCAAUAGAAGGGGCUGUUAGCGUCUUUCUGUCCUAUUCUACGAAUCCCUUACUGGUUUCUGAAGCCGUCCUCGACCAUGAUUACACUCUACAAUCGAUGCGGAGGUGUGGUGAUAGCUCAAAGGACAUGUGGAAUGGAUUAGUGUCUACUGUUAAGAAGAUGGAAUCUCUUGUGUCCGAGCCUAUAAGGGGAUUUAUUCAGGAGGACUUGCGCAACUUCAAGGAGAUCCGGCGCACGCUUGGCGAGACACAGAAACACUACGACUACUUGCUGGCCCGUUAUUCGUCACAGUCCAAAUCGAAAGAACCUUCAGCCCUACGAGAAGAUGCUUUCCAGCUCCAUGAAGCUCGCAAAGCUUAUCUCAAGGCCUCAAUGGAUUUCUCUGUCCAAGGACCUCAGCUACGCAAUGCGCUUGACAGGCUUUUAGUUCGCGUCUCCUUCGACCAGUGGCGGGAGCUUAAGACUAUCCAUACCAAUAAUGGUACCUCGUUUGCGAAAUGGGGUCAAGAGAUGGACCGGAUCAAGGGCUGGGUGCAAGAGAUGGAUGGAAACGAGAAGUCUGCCAAGCGGGAGCUCUUGGCUUCGAGGAAGCAUAUAGAGGAAGCUGCAGAAAUUGCAGCGAGACCGUCGCGUGAACUGGAUGAUUACUCUGUAUCUACCGUCCCCUAUCUCGGCUCGCGCCCUCUUUCGACAGAUAGCAUGUCCAAAGAGGCAAGACCCGAGAAGCAAGGGUGGGUGUACCUCCGAACCCUCUCGGGUAAGCCUACACGCACUGUCUGGGUUAGACGCUGGGCAUUUUUGAAACACGGCAUCUUUGGUUGUCUUGUCCAAGGCACUCGUACCGGCGGCGUUGAGGAGAGUGAACGAAUUGGUGUUUUGCUUUGCAGCAUCCGGCCGGCUUUCCAAGAAGAGCGAAGGUUCUGCUUUGAGGUCAAGACGAAAAGCAACACAAUCAUGCUUCAGGCUGAGACACAGAAGGACCUGAUGAACUGGAUUGCCGCUUUUGAGGCCGCGAAGCGCAAGGCUCUUGAGAAUCCGUCGAGUACCGACCUUUCAGUGUCCGGCAAGGUCACCGUUCAGGAUCCCGCAUUUGCAAUUUCCCAGCCUCCAGCGCCAGAAUUCGCUGCUGACCCUGCCGACUCUCUCACGCCUCAUACAAGCGAUGAGCAGGGCUCGUCCGAUCGUAAUGGGAUGCUCUCACUUCCAGAGAAGGAUUCCUCUGCUCUUCGCAACAGUAGCGACUUCAGCAGCUACCGGAGGCUAACGACGCUGGAUUCCGACAGCCCUGCCCGCGAACAUGCAUCUCGUCUCAUGCAGAAGCUGGAUCUUCAUCGCAAAUCAAACAACUCCGUGCAGCCCUCCUCAUCGAUCCCCGGGGUUGCAGGCGGGAUUGCUAGCCUCAUUACUGCGAGUCAUAGCGCGAUUGCUUCUGGAAGCACUUUGCCAGUUGACCCAGAUGGAACCCGAUCCCGUAGCUCGACUCUUGGUAAUGAUUCUCCCACGACUCUCGCCCCGACGACAUUGGCCAAUCCUCCUGCCCCCACGAGCAUGAGCAAAGCUGCUGUAUAUGUGAGUAAUGAAAGGGGUAUAGGGCUUGGUCAAAUUGACAAGACAGGUGGAAUGCCCAGCGGCAUGAUGGCAAACUUGUGGGGUAGCUCCAAUUGGGGCUUCUUGAACAGGUUUGAGCCCGAGCGACUGGGAAUGCCGGCAGAUCAAGACACGGACAAGUCAUCCUCUAAAGCGAAAGAUCCCUCCAAACAGUUUUUGACAGCGGAAGCCGAUCCUUCCAGUGGAUCUAUUACGCCUAAACCGCAGAAGACCGGGUCGCGUCAUAGACCGACAGUGAGUUUGGACGGCGACUCGUCCAAAAUACAGCAAGCGCUCAUGAGAGACUCGCACGACUAUCCUAGUUUCUAUCCUCCUCAACUUAAGAUUCACGAUGCCCAAUUUCGCUUACUGUUCCCCGAUAUCAAGAAGGAGGAGCCUUUGGUCAUGGUGUUCCGGGCUACAUGGAGUCCGAACGACCAGCAAGACUUCCCCGGAAGAGCUUUUGUGACUACUCAGAACAUAUAUUUCUACAGUCAUCAUUUCGGUCUGGUACUGACGACAUCCGUAUCGCUGGAAAGUAUCAAAGAGGUCACUGCUGCGACUGGCAGGGAUUGCGACUUCCUGUUCUUACAUCUCAUACCUGCUCCUGGUGAUGACACACCGAGCCGGGGAACGAUAAAGACGUUCCUAGAACCAUUGAGACUCCUCCAGAGGCGGCUCAACUUUUUAAUUCACAACAUGGCAGCUGCUGAACCUUUGGGGCUUGAUGCGGUUUUCAGGACCCUGACCAGAAUGGAGACAGAGGCCAUGACAAGGACCCCCAGCUUGGAUAGUUGGGAGGAUGUGGGUGCUGGGGAGGACAAGAACGAUCUCAGUGAUGUGCCGGCGGGAGGUUCCAAGAAAGAUUCUCGUCUGCCCAUUUACAUCGACAAUGAUCUUAACCUGCACAAGAAGCACGGCAAUGGUAAGGAUAUGCCAAAGUUUCGACUUCCGACACAGCCGGUUCAGUAUGUUCCUCAAGGGAACCUUCACCUUGCUGCGGAGAAGGUGUUCGACAUUAGUCCUAAAGCUGUUUUCCACAUCUUGUUUGGCGACAAGAGUGCUGUGUGGCAGCUUCUUCUGCAUCAAAGGAAUGCCCAAGGUAUCAAGCAAGGGCCUUGGACUAGACACGAGUCCAAUCACCUGAGAAGGGAUUUUCAUUACUCAAUCGAAACUAGCGAUAUUUUUGGGACCAAGCAUAGCAAAACCAUCUCGGACUACCAAAUGAUUGAUGUUCUUAAUGACCACCUUUGUUAUGUCAUUACGGACAAGCGCACACCUUGGCACCUACCAUUCAAGCGAUCCUUCAGGUUGGUUAGUAAAGUUGUGAUUACUUUUGUUGCAAAGGGCAAGAGCAAACUCUCCAUUUACACGAAAGUGGAAUGGCUAUGGUCACCGUAUGGUCUGCAGAGAAUUGUGGAUAAAAGUGCGAGCAGUGACUUGGAACAGGACGCGCUGGACCUCCUUGACCUUGUCGGUGACCAGGUCCGCAGAUUAGGUGCACAUAGUCGAACGAAGAAAGCCAUCACGAUCUUUGGUCAUGUCGGACGCCAGAGUUUCGCAUCUCAGUUUUCACCUUCGGGAGACCUUAAGCUAGAGUCUCGCAAGCCUCGCACACAGAGAAGCAUGGCCUAUCUCCUAUUCGAAACUUUUCUGUCCUUCCUUGAAAGUGCCGCAUCAUCGCUCCUCAUGUGGACCGGCGCUUUCGUACGCUGGGCUUGGAAGACCACCAAUGCGAACACGGUUAUCCUUUCACUACUCUUAGCGAGCGUGCUGAUCAACGGGUUCUAUUCGUCACAAGUUGUCCAUGAAUGGUGGGAUGACAGGAGUGUUGGGAACUUCAUGUCCCGUAUCGGAAUUGGUCCCGACAAUGUUAUGAGUAGAGCUAUCUAUAUGAGGGACAUUGACGAGGCUGUUGCGAACGCGACCAUUGGUCGCGGAAGCGGAAACGUGAGUGACUGCUUCGCAACGUUCCAGCAACAGACUUUGAGGGAGCCAGGCACGGCCUUGUCGUUGGGAUCAGCCAGCUUCAGAGACUCCAUGACCAAGAGCGCAGCGCGCAGAAUCCAACAGACCCGUGAACGGCUGGCUACCUACCGACACAACCUCCUAGUUGCUCUUCGAGUGGUGAACAGCAUUGAACGAGAAGUCAUCGAGAACGAAUGGCAACGGUGGCUCCGACAGGAACUGCGCCGUUGCCGUCAGGUGGGAAUCCUCCUUGGUCAGAACGAUGGCCUCGAUGAUGCCGACCUGGAGGUUGAGCGAACCAGCUCGAACGCAUUCACCAAUCUGAGUGACGAUGUCAAGCAGUGGUACGGUAUGUACUGCUCGAGUUGCCAGUCCGAACAGUCAUAUGUUGAGGACGACCAUGCCUUUGGUGUUCUCUAGACAACGGAUGAGUGGCGCAUUUCCUUAUGCUCUCAUUUCCUUCUCAACCCUGAAACAAUACCCGCGCGGCAGCGAAGCGAUCUGUCUGUCAUAUCCAAUGUAUCUUUCUUCGAAGGAUGGAGGCCCUGUUCUAUCUCCGUUGCCGUAAUCUCUCGGCGCAUGUAUAUAAUGUUGGUUGGGUUUGGCUGUAAUAGUAGAAAUUGGACGAGGCU